AUGAACGGUGAUGCGGGCCUUGUUGGAUGUUUAGUCGAAAGACUUACAACUAGGCUUCCGCAUCGUACCGGUACUCCAGGUCAAGACCUCGAACGCGACGACGUCGCUGUUAUCACGCGUGCUACGCUCGUGAAGAUCAGCGUCACAUCUAUUACUGCUGUACUCGAAUCACUUAUCUCACUUCUGGAAGAGCUUGGCCGUCCGUAUAAGACAUUCGCAAGCCAUCCGUCCCAUAUCCUCCUGUCCGAAGUUUACGUCCUAUCGCUUGCCGCCGAUUGCUGUUCCGCUCGUUGGGAACCAUUUAGUAAAGCUAGCUCCAAUGUCGCAGUCGGCUUAUCCGCCUCCGGGUUUAAUGCCCCGGAACCGUUGGAUGACGGGCUUGUGACUAGGAUAUUCGAGCUUUUCAAGCACCUCCUUAAACCAUUCCCCGAUGGCUAUUGUUUACCAGCCAAGACAAUAUUGGAUGAGAGAUCUGCACGAGAAAUCUUUGAUGCUCGAUUUGGAGACCUGACUACUCGAGCCACCUCGUCAAGCGGCUCAGAUGACUCUCGGGAAAGCAAGGUAGUAAAAAGCGACGAUAUAGAUGAUGUUGAACCAUAUAUCAAGAUUAUCGUGGAGUUCGUGACCGCGUCCAGCUGGUCGGCCUCCUUUGAAAAUGUGAGAACCAGCAUCCAAGGAAUUAGGACCACAGGUGCGGCGCAAGUGGUUCCGACCCUAGCGAUGGCCGAGGAAGAGAAGACUUCGUUAGUGAUACUACGUUUAGUCUCGUAUAUGUGGGUUGACGGCCAGAAGCUUGGACUUAUAAUCCAAGAAUUGUGCUCCAGCUUCCUCCACUUUCGACGAGCUUACCAAAAUACGAUUGCCGUUAUCACGCCGCUCCUAAUAAUCGGAUGGAUCGAGCGCUAUCCUAAGGAGUUCGUCACAUUGCACUAUCAACAUAGGAAGUUGGAGGGUGGUCCUGAUACUCUGUUUGAUAUGACACAAACGAUAGCCGAUAGUGGGAAACGGCGGUCAAUAUUGUUCCCCUUCCAAACCUCUCUACUCAUGCUGAUUCCCGAUGUAUUCGAAGUAGCAAGUAAUUUACGGGAAGCGAAAACUGGUGGCAUGACUAAAAAAGUUGGGUUUCUUGAAGGCUUAAGAAAAGCGCUCAGGAAUAAAAACGACGCGGCUGGGUAUUGUCUUGUUAGCCUUCUCCGAGCCGUUCGUCAUUUCGACGAUGAUGGAGACGCUGCAAUUGUAAGUUAUGCCAUGGAUGUUCAGGAUGAAGUCCGGGACGCUGUUUUUCGCCGGUACCAUCCUAAUGGCGAGGGAUCUCUGUUCGAUCAAGACUUGACUACUGCAGCCUUCAUUAGUCUUACACAUUUGAACUUUGAGGGCUCCGUAGAGUCGCUAACACAGUCGUGCCUUCAUUCUGCCGCGCCAACUACUUUCAAGAUCGCAAUUAUCCAAGCGUGUUCGUACUUUGCGCGGCAACCCAAUGCCCAGGACUAUCAUCGCUUGUUUGCCGAGGCCGCUGGGUAUAUACAGAGCCAAAUGAAGGCGACAUCCGCUCUUUCGGCGGAUUUAUACAUAGGAGAUCAUCACUCGCAGCGCAAAUCCUCCGAAGCUGAUUCGUCUACGACUAUAUUAGUAUGUAACGUACUGAACUUCCUAGAUGCCUCGCCGGAAACCCUAUUUGAAGCUCCGCCGGCGAAUAGUGCGGAAGAGGAGCAGUUCUACGAAGGAAUCUUUGAGGCAUUCGUGUCUUGUCUUGUAACAGCGAAUGACUCUAUUAGGGCCCUCGCCAGUAACUUAGCUAGGAAACUGCUAGCUCCGAGUGGGUUUCUCUCUUCGUUACGCAAAUCAAGACGAAUAGACUCGCACAGCUUCGGGGUUAAGUUCUGGAAAUUGACAUCGGUUGUUUUGAUGGAAAUGUGUGAGAAGCUCGAACAGCAAGGAGAGAGUUCAUUGUUUAAGUCCAUUCACGGAUACCUCGAGUCGCGUCUACUGCUCCUGAGUUCAAUAAAGGAGCUGUGUGUGGUAUCCGAGGACAUUCCGGAACGCAUAGCGACCUCGACGAAACUCGAGACUCUCUUCCUAACAUCCCUUUGUUCGGCAGACAUAGAAACGAGCCAGCUAGUAACGUCUUGCAUUGGGCUCUUUAAUGAAGAGUGCCGCAUUUUGGAUUCCACUGUGGAUGCAGGCAAGACCGCGAAUCUAUUGCUCCGGAAUAGCGAAAUCUUCGGCGAGAUCGCUUCUCCCGAAUUCCGAUUCACAGGAAUGAUGGCUUUCCAAAAACGGACACGUGCCCUAUUAAGGCGCAUGCAAUAUCCAAGUGUGGGUAUUCUAGAAGCUUGGGAGAAGGCAUUUGAUAAGUGGCUUCACCUCUCGAAAGAUGUGUCCACGACAUCCGCAGAGAAUGUCGACGAGAGGCGCUUUUCUGAGUGGAGAAACCUAUCUGGGUUCCUCGCGUCGCUUGGUGGUAUUUGCACGGCUGAACAAGCUUAUAUUAUGGAUGAGCCUGCUGCUAGUGGUCUUAAGUGGAUUGAUCGACUUUCGUCGGAAAACCACGAGGAGCCCCUUCUCAACAGAUACCUCCAGCUUAGUACUCAGCUACUUGCGUGUACCAACGUGCGAGUUAGGGAAACCACACGGGAGGUCUUAUCUACUGACAUAUCCCCAAGCUUAUAUCAGCCUUUAUUUAGGGCACUCGAAUCGGAACUUGAAGUGCUCUUCACGGGUGCUCUCGAAACAUCGAGUAAAGGACAGGACGUUGAGAUCAUAUUCGCCGAACAAGCUGCAUCAUUAUUGAAGGCUUUAAUAGAACGAUUACAGACGCCCUCCGAGUUAGGAGCCGCAUCGUCGAUCAAUUUUGGCUCCCUUGGGUUGAGCUUCGCAAAGUUUCUAGAUGGUGUGGCCGAUAAUGUAGCUAGUCUACGAGUCAAAAUCAAGAUUUGUCAGAUGUGCGAGUCUGUUAAUAGGAAGAAAGAGCACUUGAACCUACGCGAUGACGUUCGGAAACGAAAUCAGCUCCUGGAAUAUAUCUUUAGUUGGAUUGCUAGGCCUCGGUCACCACCUAUAGACGGCAGCUACACGCAGCUUCACCAGGAUAAUGCGACGCGAAUCCAACGAGAUCUCGAUAAAGCUUGUCUCAGGUCUCUCGCAGAGCUUACUUACAGGCUACCACUUCAGCCGGGAGACGGGCAGAAUGACGCUGGUAUCAGCGAGUUAAAAUCCCAGAUGUUCCGUACCUAUUUCAACAGGUUCCUUUCGUUACUUAACUACGAGCCGACAGAUAGUAUCAGGGGAGAUGUUACUGGAAACUCAUCCCAACGCGACGAAACUGGAUCGACGUCUGAACUAUCCAUCACCAUCCUCUCAAACCUCUUAAGUGCCAAUAUCGAUGUAGGCCUCAAGUACUCCCUCAGUAUCGGCUAUAAUGAAAAUGUGGAGAUUCGCACUGCGUUUAUAAAGGUCCUUUACAAUAUCUUAGUUCAAGGGACAGAGUUCAGUAACUUGUCUGACAAGGCAGUAAAUGAGAAGUACGAUGAGCUAUUAGAGUUACUUACCCAUGACAUGAACCUUGCCGUGGCUAUUAGUACAGUCUGCCCAAGCGGUGAAGUCGAGGAACUUACAAUUUCGAUGCUCUACAUUUUUGAAUCUCGCGGGCGCGUUUUUGAACUCAUGGAAGCGUUGAUUAAACAGGAGAUUGAAGAUACAGAGAACGAAUCUGAGAUACUCCGUCGAAAUUGUGUCGCUACCAAGAUGCUCUCCAUCUACGCGAGGUGGAAAGGGGCAAACUAUCUCAAAGCUACGCUCCAAAAAGUUGUUGAGAGGUUAAUGCUAACUUCAAAGGACUUGGAUCUUGAGCUUGAUCCAACAAGAAUUUCAUCCCAAGAAGAACUCCAAAAGAAUGCGCUACAGCUACGCAUCGUCGCUAAAGUUUUUAUUGAUGAUAUUUGUGCAUCCUCCACCAGCAUCCCUACAUCAUUUAGGAAAAUCUGUAGCAUAAUAUCUUCAGCGGUAAUGCCUAGGUUCCAAGAGGCUAAAUAUACGGCUGUUGGAGCUUUCAUAUUUUUAAGAUUCUUCUGCCCUGCCAUCGUCGCCCCCGAGGCAGAGAACCUAGUAACUACAGCGCCGUCUAAGGAGAUGCGACGUGGUCUACUCCUAAUCGCAAAAGUCAUUCAGAAUCUAGCAAAUAACGUCUUGUUCGGAGCAAAGGAGCCAUAUAUGUAUCCUCUAAAUGAUUUUUUGACGCAGAACAUUUAUCGUGUUACCACAUUUCUCAGAGAAAUAUCGGUACCUCCACCUGUUCUUGAUACGCGUCCAGCAGACGGCGAAACCUAUGAGUUCGGCUCCUGUGUCGCUCUACACAGGUUUUUAUAUGACCACUGGGACCAUGUCCGGCAAAGACUCAUGUCUCAGGAACGACGAGAACACGUUCGCUCUCCUAACGAGUUGGUUCGUGGUCGAACACCCGUACUUGAACCCUUACGGGCUCUCGUAACAAAUUUGGGGCCACCUCCGUUAGCGGUUACUUGGAACCGCCCUCAAAUAUCUUCAAAUACUCCACUGUCUUACUCUAGGUUCCAACAUUUCAUGCUUCGCAACGCUUUCCGGGGUACCGAUUCCUUUGCGACAUCUCGUGCUAUCUAUGACGGCGGCGAGAGUAGAGAUGGGCUCUCUGUUAUUUGUAUAAUUCUUCGCCAUAUCGAUCAAGAUUCCAUAGAUUAUGAUACCCUUUUGUAUUGCUUCCUAAAAAUUGCGAGCCGGCUAUGGCACAAGCCAUUCGGGUUACUAAUCGAUGCGACGUGUUAUGAUGGUCAAAACGACCCCCCGGACGAGCUGUUCAAAAAGUUGGAUCUUCUUAGUCCGAGCGAGUUGUCUGAUCAACUUUCUAGGAUUUAUGUCUAUAAUAUGAACAGCACAUUCCGGAAAUGCUUCCGACGUAUACUUCGUAUAGCCACGAAGAGUGAUACAAAUGUUUUAAACCCAGGCAACGUAGAUUAUCUACUAGUCGGCAGCCGUCAAGAUCUACAGGCACAUUUCCACCUUAGUCAAGUUCACCUUCCGAAGGAGACCCUCAGCAUAGCCACCGAUUCUCGAUACACUUUCCAGCCGGUUACUCGGCUCUCGAAGACUAAAGGAAAGAUUGAAGUCACAAUUGGGGUCGGUGGCUCGUUUGUACAAGUAACUACCGUGAAGAAACAGGAGGUUCAUCCAACUUUUCGUCUAAACGGAAUUGUAAACGACAUUUUCCAUCUUAAGGAUCUAGAUGAGGCGCCAACCUCUAUUCCUACGGAGGAUGACUCUGCGUUUGGGUUGCGUGCAGAUAAUGGCAAAAUUGUGAUGUACUUCCAAAGCAGUAGGAAGGCCGACGUCUUGAAGGAAAUCCGCAGAGCAAAGGCAAUGUUAAGUAAAGAUGCUAGGACGAUAAAACCGUUCGAGCGUCUUAUCCGACCUCAAGAUGUCCCUGGGACCUUGCUGAAUCUUGCGUUAACAAAUCUUGCUUCUCCAGAUGCGAUGCUCCGGAUUGCAUCGUAUAAUCUACUCGGCGCGCUAUGUCGAGCUUUUAAGUUCAAGGCAGCCUCUAUGUUCAUGUGCACUAAAGAUGUCUCCGUUCCUCUAGACCCUACUCAAUUCAUCGUCAAUGUCAGCAAAGUCCUUGCCAAAGAAGAGCCUCAGCUAACAGGCGACUUCUUGAAUGAAUUCUUUGUCGGGUGGGAAAGCUUCUCUGAUGAGCAGAAACCUUUGAGCCUGGCUUACAUGGCGCCCUGGAUACCAAGCCUGCGUACAUCACUCUUACCGGACGAGUCUGAUAGCGAAAAGGCUAAAGAAAAGGUCGCUUCGAUCUUCCGCAAGUUGAUAGAUGUGACGGUUAUGGAGCCUUCACUAGGUCUAAUUUUGGAAUACACAGCUUGGCCGGCGAUUCAUAAGGAUGAGGUCUUAUUAGACAUCUUCCUUGACGAGAUUGUCAAGGCAGCGCUAGCCGUAGGACUAUAUGAUGAGCACACGCAAGCUUUAACAUCAAUAGUGACAGCUAUUGGCACGAUAACGCUUCGUGGAAAGAUAAUAUCUAGGCUUCGGAAGGCACUGAACAGAUCCUCGCUUCGACCCACGAAAUAUCUCCCCGAUAACUCCGUUUGGAAUGAGCUUUGCAUUCUACUCCAAUUUUGCCUCUCCCUUUCCUUCGACUGUGGCGUUCAGUCGCAGAUCUACCUACCUGAAAUAUUCCAUAUAGUCACUAUGCUGUCAAACACGGGCACUCACGAUAUUCGAGCGCUAGUCCACCGACUGCUAAUCAAUUCAAUCCAUGCAGCUUGCACCUCAUUCCAACUAGAAGAUACGAAGCUAUCGAAACUCCGGGGUACCCUUGAAAUCUUGUCCGAACCAAGGAAUGAUAGUCUGUCCGUCCCCUUGGUCUUAACUAAAGAUGGAGCCUCUAUCUCAACGUCUCACGAGGCCGGGCCGACGCUUGCGGUUAUAGAGAACCUAGCUACUCUACUCUUUGAGACGUGUUCUGUUGCAGCACCAUCUGUCGAUAUGGCUAACGCUUGGCGGUCCAGAUGGAUGAGUUUGGUAGCCAGCACUGCCUUUCAAAAUAACCCAGCAAUUCAGCCCCGAGCAUUUACCGUAAUGGGAUGUUUGGCUCGCGAAGAGGUUGACGAUGACUUGCUCUACCAGGUCCUCGUAGCACUCCGCAACAGUGUUGGCCGCUUUGGUGAAGACAACGGCAGCGACAUGCUCGUUGCUAUCGUCACAUCAUUAUCUAAGAUGAUCGCGAAGCUCACUGCAGCCUCUCGGUAUGGGCCGCAACUGUUCUGGUUAGCGAUGUCACUCGUCCGUCUUGUACCUGUUAAUCUGUUCAACUGUGCUGCCUUAUUCCUAGAAGCUGUUUUGGCAAACAUUGGGACGACAAGUGAAUUGAGGAAUAAUAAAAUGGCACAAUAUCUCUUACAAGGCCGAGCAACAUUAGAAGAAGCGGCGAUACCCCUAGAUGAAGCGUACGGGAUACAUUUUACGGCAGACAGUUUCCAUUUCGCAGUCUGCGCCUGUCUCGCGCGAGGGCUUACAGACCCUAUCAUUAGAAUUACAGCACUCCGGGUUCUCUCAACCUUCCUCGAAAUGACAACAGGCAGCUCCGAGGAUUCAUCGAAGACCUUUACAACCGAAUUCUACGCGUCACCAUAUCUGGCUCUCAUUCAUGCCCGGGCAAUUACUCCUGAAGAUUUAAAGGAAUGCCUCUGGUCGGCGGGUAUCAACCCAUUAAACGUUGCUAAUCUAGGACCAACUCGUAACCUGCGCGACCUGGAUAGCGUAAAGGACAAAGACCUUUUACUAAGCACGGCUAUCGAGUUGGUCGAUUUCCAGAUCUUAGAUGAGGCGAUACAGACCCAUACUCUAGCAUGGCUUAAUGACCUAGCAUCCGGAAGACCUACUGUUGUAUUGCAUCUAUGCCCAACCAUCGCAUCAUUUCUAGACGAGGUGUUGCUCCAUGGUCAAAACUCUUCGACACUUGGAUCAGCGCACGCUCUACUUCAGACGUUAUCAUCCAACCCAAAGUUUACGAGUGCGCUAGAAAGCGCCGGUAUAUUAAGUGACAUCUUAGAAGAUUUGGGGUUCGAAGGACUUUAUCGCUCGAGUUCCUUCACUUACUCUCAAGAUCCGGACAAGCAGUGCUCUAUAUUGACUGAGAAGUUAAUUGAGCUCAUUAUUAUCUAG
Messenger RNA from Daldinia childiae, 7701 nucleotides. RefSeq names its product Neurofibromin. Gene Ontology annotation, biological process: regulation of GTPase activity. The record is from RefSeq and is a predicted model, not a curated record. The transcript is spliced from 15 exons. Lineage: Eukaryota; Fungi; Ascomycota; Sordariomycetes; Xylariales; Hypoxylaceae. The coding region runs from base 1 to 7701 and encodes 2566 amino acids.